AUGUCGUUCUUUCGGUCGUUGGACGCGGUCAAGGGCAUGCCUCUCAUGACACCGGAGCGAGAGGCUGCUUUUAGGGCGGAAAAUCGAGCGGGAGAGGUGUAUACGAUCCACAUCAUCUUCUUCGUCCUCUCGAUUCUCUCGGUUUGUGCCCGGCUUGCUGCGGCGAGGCAGUCUGGUCGGAGGCUGGCUUGGGAUGACUGGCUGUCGGUAACUGCUCUAGUCUUCAUCGUCGGAGUGUUCACCGGCACAAUGUUCUGGCUCAGGUUUGGACUUGGUAGACACGAAGUAGUUGUCCACGAGGAAGACCCCAUGAACAUUACCCGAUUCUAUCAGACAAUCUUCGCCAACGAGAUUAUGUAUCCAAUGGGGCUCGCAAGCGCACGGCUAUCACUAGUGAUAUUAUAUCACCGCAUAUUUGGACUCUUCAGUGCGAGGUACUAUCUGUACGGUCUCAUGUUCUUCAUUGGAGCUUGGGCAAUAUACGCAACUAUUCCAACGAUUGUGGCUUGCAUACCCGUGCAAAACUUCUGGACUACACACAAGAACUGUCUUGACCUUUCCAAGCUAUACAUCAGCAUAGCAGUUGGUAGCAUCGUGACCGACUUCGUGUUGAUACUUAUUCCAAUACCCUACGCGAUGAGGUUGACGAUGUCACCUUUUAAGAAAAUGCUCCUCAUCUCGUCCUUUGUAUUCGGCGGCUUCAACUGUUUCAUCACCAUCAUCAGACUGGUCAAAGUCUCAACCUUUGACUACAAAGAUCCCACAUGGGGAACCGUCGAUUUGAUGAUUUGGACAGGACUGGAGGCUUAUUGGUAG
Colletotrichum lupini is the source of this 816-nucleotide messenger RNA. RefSeq lists its product as uncharacterized. The record is from RefSeq and is a predicted model, not a curated record. Lineage: Eukaryota; Fungi; Ascomycota; Sordariomycetes; Glomerellales; Glomerellaceae. The transcript has 4 exons. The coding region runs from base 1 to 816 and encodes 271 amino acids.